AUGGCCAAAGCCUAUGAUAGAAUGGAAUGCCCUUUUUUCAGUUCGAACUGGGUAAAUUUGGUUAUGAGAUGUGUGACCACUGUUUCUUAUAACAUCCUUAUCAAUGGGAGCAAUGGUGGUAAGGUGGUUCCCAUGCGUGGCUUGCGUCAAGGGGACUUGCUCUCUCCAUAUCUUUUUAUAAUUUGUGCUGAGCGACUCUCUUUGUUGCUACAGGAGGCUCAGACGACAGCUAAUGCUCAGGAAGUAGAUGUAGUUAAGCAGUGUCUUCAUACAUACGAAAGUCUAUCUGGCCAAGUGGUUAAUUUCCAUAAAUCAAAUAUUUGUUUUAGUAAAAACACUAUUGGAGAUACCUGGGAUUUAGUUGCAGGUAUUCUUGGAGUUGAGAAGGCAUGCAAUUUUGGCAGAUAUCUAGGCUUGCCAUCAUUUAUUGGUAGAAACAAGCGGGCUGUAUUUUCUUAUGUUGAGGAUAAGAUCAAGCAGAGAGUGGGUGUCUGGAAUAAGAAGCUUCUUACGAAGGCGGGGAAGGAAGUUCUGCUUAAAAGUGUGGCAUAA
Ipomoea triloba (trilobed morning glory) is the source of this 552-nucleotide messenger RNA. RefSeq lists its product as uncharacterized. Lineage: Eukaryota; Viridiplantae; Streptophyta; Magnoliopsida; Solanales; Convolvulaceae. The record is from RefSeq and is a predicted model, not a curated record. Bases 1 to 552 code for a protein of 183 amino acids. The transcript has 2 exons.